Messenger RNA from Vitis riparia (riverbank grape), 2212 nucleotides. Its product is annotated as UDP-N-acetylmuramate--L-alanine ligase-like. The record is from RefSeq and is a predicted model, not a curated record. The coding region runs from base 16 to 1743 and encodes 575 amino acids. Gene Ontology annotation, molecular function: ATP binding; UDP-N-acetylmuramate-L-alanine ligase activity. The transcript has 14 exons. NCBI's taxonomy places the organism in Eukaryota, Viridiplantae, Streptophyta, Magnoliopsida, Vitales, Vitaceae. Gene Ontology annotation, biological process: biosynthetic process.
UUUCCAUCUUUCAGAAUGGAGUUCUCUGCAAUUUCCCCGUCCAAUUCACUUCAUUUUCCCACGAAUUUUCUCGAGAAAAUUAUGACCCAUUUUAUGGUACGUCCUAGAAAUGCUACUUUCUCCUGCAGGACCCUCCAAAUUCAAACACUCGCCUCGAACUUGGAAGAGAGCAGUAGAGUAUCAUUUUCAACGAGAUCGCGUGCGGACAUAAAAAAUGAAGAAUCUUUGGUGUUGGGCAAUCGAAAAGGUUGGAUUCACUUUGUGGGUAUUGGAGGUAGUGGGUUGUCAGCUCUCGCUAUGCUCGCUCUUAAACAAGGGUUUGAGGUUAGUGGCUCGGAUAUUGUGUGGAGCAGCUUCAUGGAUGGACUGAAAGAGGCUGGGGCACAAUUGCAUUUAGGUCAUUCAGAGUCAAACAUACAGAGGAACAACGGGUCCAGCUUACCUGAUGCAAUUGUUGUUUCAAGUGCUAUUCCCCAAGAUAAUCUAGAGAUUUUACAUGCCAAGUCUGUUGGAAUACCAGUAUAUAAGAGAGCUAAUUGGUUGGGAAAGCUCACAGAGCACUACAAUCUCAUUGCUGUUAGUGGUACUCAUGGGAAGAGUACAACAGCAAGUAUGCUUGCUUAUGUUUUAAAAUCAAUGGGAGAUGAUCUUACAGCCGUAGUUGGGGCACAAGUGCCACAGUUUGGAGGAGGAAAUAUUAUGUCAGGAAGUGGUCGCAAUUUUGUUUUGGAGGCUGAUGAAUAUGACUGUUGCUUCCUGGGAUUACUGCCUUACAUAGCUGUGGUUACAAAUGUCGAUUGGGAGCAUGUUGAUAUCUUUCCAGAUGAGGAAGCAGUCAAAGCUAUUUUUAGGAGGUUCCUGAAACAAAUCAGGGUUGGUGGACAUCUCAUUUUAUGUGGGGAUAGGCAAUGCAGUGCAGGUGCAUGCUCAUUGCUGGAUGACAGAGAAGAAUCAACUGUAGCAGACCAUUCAAGUGGGAAGUUGUCAACUCUGAAUUCAGAUAAAUGCAGUGAUGGCUACAGAAUAACAACUUUUGGAAUUUCAAGAACUAAUGAAUGGCAUGCAUUAUCGAUUCGUCCUAACUCACAAGGUGGUAGUGAUUUUGUACUGUGUCACAGGGGUUAUCCAGUGGCAAACAUCACCCUACAGAUACCCGGAGUUCAUAAUGUUCUCAAUUCAUUAGCAGUUAUUGCCACAGUGAUGGCACUGGUUAGUGAUGGAAGACAAAGUUAUGAAUCAAUCAAUUGCGUGAAGAUACACUUGAACAAUUUUGUUGGUGUUUCUAGACGUUUUGAGCUGAUAGGUACUGUAUGUGGAUGCCAUAUAUAUGACGACUAUGCUCACCAUCCAACGGAGGUUCGGGCAGUUCUCCAAGCAGCACGCCAAAGGUUCCCAUUGAAGGCUCUUUUGGUGGUAUUUCAGCCUCAUACUUACAGUCGUCUGGCAGCACUGAAGAGUGACUUUGCCACUGCAUUCAGUGAUGCAGACCAAGUUUUGGUUACAGAGAUUUAUGCCGCCAGAGAAACUAAUGUUUGGAAUGUCAGCGGAAAGGAUCUGGCUACUUCUAUCAUUGGGCCACCAUCUGAGUACAUCCCUUCCCUGGGGGAUGUGGUAGACAAGUUAGCGCAUCAGAUAUCCUUGGAACCUGAUCGAGAAACAGUUGUGUUUACACUUGGAGCAGGUGAUAUUACUACCGUGGGGUCAAAGUUGUUCCAUGAAUUGCAGGGAAGGCUGCAAAAGUGAAAGCCCGAGUUGGUCAUUGAAGCUCUGCUGCUAUUUGUGCUUCACUGACGAAUGGCAUGGUGGUGAUUGACACGAACAGGGCAUGUGAGUAGCUUUAGAUCCACAUGAAGGCUCUCACGGAGAAGGCACAUGCCAGAGGCCAGCUUUGUUCAGUUUUUUGGCUUUGCCUGAAUUCAUUUGUUGCCUCUCAUUAAAGUUCUGAAAAUUGCCAUCUCAAACUUGUUAUUACAAAGUUCCCAGGAAACAUGCAAACUGCCCAGGCGAUGGAUCGUAUUAGGGAUCUCAUUUGUUCUGGAUCUGUAAUGGCAUUCUUGCAUGACAAUGCCGUUGCGGUUCUCAUUCAUUGGAAAUGUAAUGUCUCCUAUGGUGAUUCGCAUUUAAAAUAUGUAAACGAUUGAAAGACAUGGAUUGGCAUAUAUUGUUGCAUUCUGUAAAUUGAGUCCUGCAGAUAUAGUAAAGUUUCUGAUCA